AUGUUGCGUAGAAUGUGGUUGAACGAGUAUAGAGCCAACAUGCUGAAGGAGUAUAGAAAAAUGCUGAAGGAAGCUAUGAUGGCCAGGCUAUUACGAUUACGAUCAUUGAAGGAGGUGACAAUUGAUGUUGACGACCAUGAUGAAUCUUUAUGUUCCAUUUGCACAGAAAACAUGGAAAUUGGAACUGUGGCUGUUAGCUUGCCUUGCUCUCAUAAAUUCCAUAAGACUUGA
This is a messenger RNA of Dovyalis caffra, 231 nucleotides long. NCBI's taxonomy places the organism in Eukaryota, Viridiplantae, Streptophyta, Magnoliopsida, Malpighiales, Salicaceae. The record is from the annotation of a GenBank genome assembly.